AAAAUGAGUGGUUUUUAACACUUUGGAUAUCAAAAACACAACAAACAAUAAUAGAAUGUGUUGUCCAUGGAACAUAAUCAGCUUACGGGUUCUAUACCAUUCACAAUAUUCAAUAUUUCUAGAAUUGAACUCAUUGUAUUUUCAAACAAUAGCUUAUCAGGAAAUCUUCCUAAUGGUUUAUGCAAUGGUCUUCCAAUACUCAAAAGGCUUCAUCUAUCAAUGAACGAGCUUCGUGGCCAUCUGCCUACAAGCUUGUCAAAUUGUUCACAACUACAAGUAUUAUCUUUAGCAUUUAAUGAUUUUGAUGGACGAAUACAUAGUGAAAUUGGAAGAUUGAGUAACUUGCAGGGAUUGUAUCUUCGAAACAACCAUUUCACAGGGAUUAUUCCACAAGAGAUCGGAAAUCUUGUUAAUUUGGUGGAAUUAUACAUGGAGGCAAACCAGAUUAGCGGCUCUAUCCCGAUCUCCCUAAUCAAUAUCUCAUCGUUGGAAACUGUUUCACUAUGGAGGAACAAUUUCAAGGGAUCCUUACCACGGGAGAUUGGCAACUUAACCAAGUUGCAAGUUUUAUAUCUUAGCGAAAAUAGGUUUACUGGUGAAAUACCCAAAGAGAUGAGCAAUCUCGUUGAGUUGCAGGUACUUGCUCUUGGGCUUAAUAGUUUUAGUGGUUUGCUUCCAAUGGAGAUCUUCAACAUAUCGCGACUGAGAAUAAUUCAACUUUCAGGCAAUACUCUAUCGGCAACUCUACCACCAAACAUAGGUUCUACCUUACCCAACAUCGAAGUGCUUUCUAUGGGUCUCUUAACCAAUCUUGUUGGGACUAUUCCUCAUUCUAUCUCCAAUUGUUCAAAGCUGACUAUACUAGAACUUUCACGUAACAAACUCAGUGGCUUAAUACCCAGUUCUCUUGGAUAUUUGACUCAUUUAAACUUCCUAAACUUGUGGGGAAACAAUUUAACCAGUGAUUCAUUUUUAAGCUUCCUCACUUCCUUAACCAAUUGCAGAAAUUUAAAUUUUCUUUCUCUGUCUUUCAACCCUCUAAAUGCCAUGCUUCCGGUCUCCGUAGGGAACUUCUCCAAAUCUCUUGUAAAGUUUGAUGCCAGUGAAUGCAACAUCAAAGGAAAGAUUCCAAAUGAAGUUGGAAACUUAAGCAGCUUGUUAGACCUUCAUCUUUCUGAUAAUAACUUCAUUGGAUCAAUUCCUACAUCAAUUGGCAACUUGAGAAACAUUCAGUACUUCAACUUGAACCACAACAAUCUUACAGGAUUUAUUGGAGAUAACAUUUGUAAAUUGCAGUAUUUGAGUGAAAUUUACUUGGGACAAAAUCAACUUUCAGGAUCUCUUCCUAAUUGUUUAGGGAAUGUUACUUCCCUUAGAUGGAUAUAUCUUGCUUCCAAUAAAUUGAGUUCCAAUUUACCAACAAGCUUAGGAAAUCUUAAAGAUUUACUAGUUCUUGACUUAUCAUCAAACAACAUGGUUGGCUCUUUACCUCCGGAAAUUGGAUAUCUAAAGGCUGCAAUAUAUAUGAAUCUGUCAAUGAAUCAAUUCACAAAUGGAAUUCCUACAGAAAUUGGAGGAUUGCAAAAUCUGGAGCACCUUUAUUUGAGACACAACAAGUUGCAAGGAUCAAUACCUGACUCAAUGAACAACAUGGUAAGUUUGGAAUACCUAGACAUUUCUCAUAAUAAUAUAUCGGGAACUAUUCCCAUGUCUUUGGAGAAACUACAAUACCUCGAGUAUUUCAAUGUUUCUGACAACAAAUUGUAUGGUGAAAUACCCUCGGGGGGUCCUUUCAAGAACCUCUCCAGUCUGUUUUUCAUCAACAAUGAAGCAUUGUGUGGUUUGUCAAGGUUUAAUGUCCCACCAUGCCCCACAUCAUCAACGCAUAGAUCAAAUAGGAACAAACUGCUACUGCUACUUCUUGUGCUGGGAAUUGCACUUGUAUUUGUUCCUGUUACCUUUGUGUUCCUAUGGAUAAAGCAUAGAAGAGGUAAAAGAGAUCCUCAACAAGCUGAUUCAUUGCCUAUGGCAACAUUGGAAAGAAUUUCAUACUAUGAACUGCUCCAAGCUACUGAUUCGCUUAGCGACAGUAAUCUGAUUGGUUCUGGAAGUUUUGGCUCUGUUUACAAAGGCGUUCUCAGAAGUGGAACUGCCAUUGCAGUUAAAGUGUUCAAUCUGCAACUGGAAGCGGCAUUCAAGAGUUUUGAUACAGAAUGUGAAGUGUUGUGCAGCCUUCGCCACAGGAAUCUCGUGAAAGUCAUCACUAGUUGCUCCAACCUGGAUUUUAAGGCUUUAGUGCUCGAGUAUAUGCCUAAUGGAAGUCUUGACAAGUAUUUGUAUUCGCACAACUACUUCCUAGAUAUCAGCCAGAGACUAAGCAUUAUGAUAGAUGUGGCAUGUGCUUUGGAAUAUCUUCACCACGGAUGCUCCUCGCCCGUGAUUCACUGUGAUCUAAAGCCCAGUAACAUCUUGUUGGAUGAGGAUAUGGUUGCUCACCUAGGUGACUUUGGUAUUUCAAAACUGCUUGGUGAAGAUGAGAGUGAUUUAUACACAAAAACCUUAGCAACAUUUGGUUAUAUUGCACCGGAGUAUGGACUGGAUGGACUGGUGUCGAUAAAAUGUGAUGUCUACAGUUACGGGAUUAUGUUGCUGGAAACAUUUACCAGGAGAAAGCCUAGUGAGUUUGAGGGAGAUCUUAGCUUGAAGCAAUGGGUGAGUUAUUCACUCCCAGAGGCAGUAAUGAACGUUGUAGAUGCCAAUUUGGUAACACCAAUGGAUCAUCGCUUACAGAAGAAGCUAGAUGUUGUGGCAUCAAUCAUGAAAGUGGCAUUAGAUUGUUGUGCUGAAUCUCCGGCAACAAGGACAAACAUGAAAGAUGUUGUAGGGAUGCUAGAGAAGAUCAUGAUUCAACUUCUUGCACGCUGAGCAUGUUAUCGGAAUCUCUUUUUCCAAAUUGAUUGCUUGUUUGUUUUAUGGGAAGAAUAUUGCUUUUUUUGUUUUA
Molecule: messenger RNA, 3001 nt
Organism: Solanum lycopersicum (tomato)
Lineage: Eukaryota; Viridiplantae; Streptophyta; Magnoliopsida; Solanales; Solanaceae
Product: probable LRR receptor-like serine/threonine-protein kinase At3g47570
Biological process (GO): protein phosphorylation
Molecular function (GO): ATP binding; protein binding; protein kinase activity
Source: RefSeq, a predicted model, not a curated record